This is a messenger RNA of Rotaria socialis, 1134 nucleotides long. The record is from the annotation of a GenBank genome assembly. NCBI's taxonomy places the organism in Eukaryota, Metazoa, Rotifera, Eurotatoria, Philodinida, Philodinidae.
AUGUUUCUUCUUAAUUUACCAAUAAAUAUUAAAGAACAAGCUGCCAUUGAACGACGUCGAUCUGAAGAACAAAAACGUCUAUCUCGUAUUUUUAAUGUUAAAUAUCGAACUAUUGGCAUUGAUAAAACAGCUCUUGAUGAACAAGUUCAAGAACGACAAUAUAUGAAAGAAUUAGAAAAGCAACGAAAUGAUGCUUUUGAUCGUGAAAUGAUUCGUAACGAUUUAAAACAAAGACUUCUUGAACAAGAAGACUUUUCUGAACAGCGUCAAUGUGCACAAGAAUUAAAUAAUUAUCGUCUUCUAUAUCAAAAACCUGAAGAUUCAAGAGAAUGGGAUUUAAAUGAUCCAAAAAAAUGGAAAAAAUUAACACCAGCACGGAUAAGUGAUGAUGAUCCUCGUUUAAGUCUAUCAUCUGGUCAAAAAUUUGCUGGUGAAGAUCUUCAAAAAUCUAUUCGAAAAAAAUUUCAACAAGAACAAUUAAAAAAUUAUUUUGAUUUACAAACUCAGGUAAAAACAGAAAGAAAUAAAGAAGAACGAUUAGCAAGUCUCCUGUAUGAUUAUAAACAAAUGGAAUUAAAUGAACAAAGUAAUAGAUUUGAAAAAAUGGAAAAUGAAUGUCAUCGAGCAAUAGAAAUAGCAACACGAAAUUAUAAUGAAAUACUUGCUCAUGAAACAAAACUUCGAGUAAAUGAACAAAAAACACGGCAGACGGAAGAACAAUUAGCUGAGAUAGCUAAUGCUGCUUUCAGUGAUAUGUUAACAGAAAGUUCAACAAGUGUAUCUGAUUCUCGUUGUCAUAUUAUGGUUGAUCAAUGGAAGGGAAUGAGUCGAGAUCAAUUAGAAGGCAUUCGUCGUCAACAAUUGUCACAAAUUGCUGAACGUCAAAAAAGAAAUGAUGCUGAAAAAUCUUUCGAUGAAACUUGGAAAAAAUAUUCCGAUGCUAUAGCUAAACAAGCAAUCAUAGUGGAACAACAAAUCGAAGACGAUAAACGAAAAUAUAAUCAUUGCUUAGCUAAUGAAAAUAAAAAUCUUGCUAAAAUACAACGUGAACGACAAGAUUAUCUCAAUUCGAUUGUAUAUCGAUCGGCACCUGCCGCUGCUUUUUAUCAACAAUUUAAUAUGACGAGUCGAUAA